UGUGUGAACGCGUUAAGUUGGAAAGAAUUACUCGACUAACCAAACUGUUUAGAAAGGAUGUGCCUACAAUGAAAACGAAUUCGUGCGUCAGACAACAACAGAAAGAAACAGUUUGUUUUUAAAUAGCUAAGCGAAAACCAAAAAUUAAAAUACCUACAUAAAAAAGGCAGGAAAAUGCUUUUGAGCAAUCAACUCGCUGCCAGUACGAAGUCACAGCAGCAGCCACAACUUCCACAAAAUUUCAAAGCUAAGCUACAGCAGCAGUUAGCAACAACAACAACAACAACAACAGCCAAUAUUGCCAACGGCAUUGGCCUCAUCCACAACCAUAACCUUAACAACAACAACCACAACAACAACAAGAUCAAUAGCAAUAGCAACCACCACCACAACAGCCAUCUGCAUAAUCAACACCAUCAUCAGCAUAAUAUUUCCUUUGCCACGGAUUUCUCAAUUGCUGCGAUUAUGGCGCGAGGCGGAAACGCCUCAAGCCGCGAGCCAUCGGAAAGGAGUUUGAGCCCACUAUCUGUGGAGCGUUAUUCCACGCAGGACCACGACGGAGACGGAGACGCCGAUGCCGAUGCCGAUGUCGACGCCGACGAUGAUGUUGACGUUGAUGUUGAUGUUGUCGACUGCAGUGACUCGGAAUCGCCGGCGGCGCUGACACAAGCGGCAACAACUGCAUCUGUGCAACAUGCGCGCCAUGCGUUGCGUGUCGCCCAACAACAGCAUCAGCAACAGCAGCAACAACAACAACAGCUGCAGCAGCAACAGCUCCAACAGCAACGGCAGCAGCAACAACAUCACCACGCAACUCCAAACAAGCAGCGCCAACAUCACAAUCAUCAUCACAACAACAACAACAAUUGCAGUACCAACAACAACAACAGUAAUCACAGCAAAUCAAGCAGCCAUCGAGGGCGUGUUGCUGCCACAUCACACACUGCAGCAGCAGCGGCAGCAGCAGCCGUCGCUGCCUCCCGAGCAACAGCCACGGAAACACCCUCGCCGCCCCCGCCCCCGCCCUCGCACAGUCCUGCCAACACCGAAGACGAACGCCUGUCGCCAGAGGAGCCUGCGCAGCUGCCAACGCCCAAAAUUCUCGGCUCGUGCAACUGCGAUGAUCUCAUGCCGGUGCAAUGCCAUCUGGAGACGAAGGAGCUGUGGGACAAGUUCCACGAGCUGGGCACAGAAAUGAUCAUCACCAAGUCGGGCAGGCGCAUGUUUCCCACUGUGCGUGUCAGCUUCUCUGGGCCGUUGCGUCAGAUACAACCACCCGAUCGCUAUGCCGUCCUGCUGGACGUAGUGCCCCUGGACUCGCGUCGAUAUCGCUACGCCUACCAUCGCAGCUCGUGGCUGGUGGCGGGAAAGGCGGACCCGCCGCCCCCCGCCCGAAUUUAUGCACAUCCCGACAGCCCCAUCAGUCCCGAAGCUUUGCGCAAGCAGGUCGUCUCCUUCGAGAAGGUGAAGUUGACGAAUAACGAAAUGGAUAAGAGUGGACAGGUCGUGCUCAAUUCUAUGCAUCGCUAUCAGCCACGCAUCCAUUUGGUGCGUUUGAGUCAUGGCCAGAGCAUCCCGAACAGUCCCAAGGAGCUGCAGGAUAUGGAUCAUAAAACCUAUGUUUUCCCGGAGACUGUAUUCACGGCCGUUACGGCCUAUCAGAAUCAAUUGAUUACAAAAUUGAAAAUCGAUUCAAAUCCGUUCGCAAAAGGAUUUCGUGAUUCGUCGCGUCUGACUGACUUUGAUAGAGAUCCCAUGGACUCGUUUUUUUUCGAUCAGCAUAUGCGCGCUCCGCUGCGCUUCUUUCCCGAUCCACUGAUGGCCCAGCUCUCCCCCCAAGAAGCCGACGCCGCUUCGCUCGCUUUCCUGGAGAAGGCGCGUCAGCAUCUGCAAAUGUUUGGACGAUCUCCAUACACGGAUAUGUUGCUCCCACACCUUUAUCAGCGAGCAGCCCCAGCGCCGCCAGCUCUGAGCGCCUUUCAGCUAGGCAUGUGGCAGCAGCAGUGGCCGCAGUUGACCGCUGGCUUUCUGGCCAGUGCUAAUCAACAGGCGGCCUUUGCAGCAGCGGCAGCGGCGGCUGUAGGAGCCAAUCGGACACCACCUCCACCGCCGCCUCCAGCAGUGAGUGCAGCUCCGCCAACAACAACAAAUGCCCAGCCCAUUGUCUUGGCCUCGCCGCCUGCCGCCCCCGCCACUCCCACCUCGUCGUGUGGCUCUCCCUCCCCAGACUUGCGCAUCAAGACGCAUCUGCAUCCGGCGCAUUAUCCCCAGCGCUUCAGUCCGUAUCAAGUGCCGCAGCAUCAGGCGUCGCCGCCUUCCCCCCUGCCACUGCAACAACACCAACAGGCGCGGCAGACGCCAGAGCUGACGCCAACCCUUGUCUCACCACCCUCGUGCAGUCCAUAG
Molecule: messenger RNA, 2406 nt
Organism: Scaptodrosophila lebanonensis
Lineage: Eukaryota; Metazoa; Arthropoda; Insecta; Diptera; Drosophilidae
Gene: H15
Product: T-box protein H15
Exons: 6
Coding region: 175-2406 (743 amino acids)
Biological process (GO): cell fate specification; heart development; positive regulation of DNA-templated transcription
Cellular component (GO): nucleus
Molecular function (GO): RNA polymerase II cis-regulatory region sequence-specific DNA binding; DNA-binding transcription factor activity, RNA polymerase II-specific
Source: RefSeq, a predicted model, not a curated record